CUGGCACAGUCGUUUCCAAGAUGCUGCACAGAGGAUAUGAAGCGUGGAUCGCCGACGCCCAGGGCAAGCGCUUCGUCGAGUACGGCACUCGUGUCGACGACGGUGGCGAUGCCACUGGACGAACCACGACCUGCUUCAUUCCCAGCGAGAGCGGCAAGCGCUUCAUCAUAUCCUGGAAAGACCACAGCGGCGGGCACCACUUCAGCGCGCGGCCCUAUAUCGACGGCGUACGCAUUGCGGGAAAGAUCUGCAAGCCCGGCGACAAGCGUUCGCGCAAGGCCGUGCGCACGACCUCUGCGGACACGUAUAAUGCUCUGCAGUUCGCCGAUCUGAAGACGACCGACGACGACGGCGCCGCGAUGGCGCUGGACACGCUCGGCACGAUAGAGCUGCGCGUGUUCCACAUCCACGCCGAGACCCGCUCGAAGCCCUUCCGGCCGUCCGCCUUCGACGGCGUGGGCGCCGUGCACGAGCGCAGCAAGAAGGCGGGUGCCCACUGUGUAUCGCUUGGUGACACAGUGGACGACCCUGGCCUGCCCUCGCGGGCGCGCGGGCACAAGGUGUGCAAGCUGCUGAACCCGGCGGAUGGCCCGUUCGUGACCUUCGUCUUUCGCUAUCGGCCCGCAGUGCUCCUCCAAGCGGAGGGAAUCAUGCCCUUGCCUGCCUCCGAGAAGGGCAAGGGGCGGGCAGGGCCGUCCGCUGUUCCUACCGGGGGCGGAGUCAAGGCAGAACCAUCACGCCAUAACAGCACGGGCGCUGGCGCGUCUCAGCUUACGGCCUCGUCGGACAUCAUCGAGCUCACCGAUGACGAGGACGAUAUACCGCCUCCCGCAAAGCUACGGCGUAUACCCUCUCUGGGCGGGGAAGACAUCAAGCAACCCUUCAAGUCGCCAGUCAAGCAAGAGAUGUCAUCCCGGAGAAGGCUAAUAUAUGACCCCGACGAUGUUAUAGAUUUGACCUAGGC
Messenger RNA from Trametes versicolor FP-101664 SS1, 964 nucleotides. RefSeq lists its product as uncharacterized. The record is from RefSeq and is a predicted model, not a curated record. The coding region runs from base 21 to 962 and encodes 313 amino acids. The transcript has 6 exons. NCBI's taxonomy places the organism in Eukaryota, Fungi, Basidiomycota, Agaricomycetes, Polyporales, Polyporaceae.